GAAAGGGAGACUUAUUUUUCUUACUCAUAUCCGGAAAUAACGCUUGUGGAUAUUUCACACACACUUCCCAGGGAAAGAUGGCAAGACCAGAGAAAUUCCUCGCUGUAUAUUACUUCAUAUUGUUCUAUUUUACAACAGGUCAAAGGGUUAAUGGUAAAGAGGCGGAAGUGGAAUGCACCUUUAAUGAACAUUGGUGCAAUUUUACACAGCUUUCCCUAGAUAACAUGCAAUGGACGUUAGGAAGAAACGGGGACGGUGGCUUUGCGCAUGUCAUUGCUAACACGACUUUAAAAACAGGCGCUGUACUGCGGUCACCGCCCAUGCCGCCGCUGUACAUACCGCGGUGUCUCGCUUUCCUGUACCUUCAGAUUGGCGUUUCACUGACGAUAGAUGUUGCUGUUAUGUCUGGAAACGCAACUCAGAUUGAUGUGAUUUGGUCGUCACAUUGUAAGUGA
Molecule: messenger RNA, 455 nt
Organism: Lingula anatina
Lineage: Eukaryota; Metazoa; Brachiopoda; Lingulata; Lingulida; Lingulidae
Source: RefSeq, a predicted model, not a curated record